GAUGUUCGAGAAGCAAAACAAAACACAUGUACAAUAUUAAUGAUUCGAAGUAGAUUUAGUCGACAGGAUACAGCCUCAUCAUGAAUAGUGAUUCCUACGUUCUUCAAUACACGGCUAAGCAACGUUCAUCUGUAUUAGGAGAACUUUUGUUUUACAGAGGGGACAAUGUGGUGAUGUUGGAUCUGCCGCAGUUGUCUCAAGAGAAGCCCCCCGUGGCACUAGCUAAAGCAUGGGAUUGCAAAAACCAGGCUGUGCGUCAGAUGUCGAAUAUUACCCGACGUGGACCAAGAGAUACAAAUCUACAAAAUGGCAAAAACACCACAAAUAACCAAAGACGCAGACCAAAAAGUUGCCCUCCUGUUGAUGUUGGAGUACAUAGGUUCUUGAAAGAAAGGGAAGACGAGUCAAGUCGAGAACAGAUUAACAGUCUAGCCCCGCUUUUUGAAGCAAGUUCUAUUGAGAAUGCUAAGGAACAGCUUGAGAGGUUAUCAGACAAUGUGGCCAAGCUGAACAUGUCAUCAGUUAAAGCAAGAGGACCAAACGACAUUGACGAGACUAUAGUAACCACCCCCUUCAUAUCUUUUAACUCCCAUGUCAGGGAACAGCGUAGAACUAUAGCAAGAGAACGAAAACAAGUGACUGGGGAACAACGUGUUAAGUUGUCUUCUAUCCUCACUGAUCAUGUUAGCAAGAAAAUGGAACUAGAAGCCCAGAAAGCCAAGGCUAGGUAUACAUACUCAAGCCCGCAUUACGGUUGCAAAAUUCCAGAUCCCCAAAGUGAGAAUCGCGCGAGAAGGCCAUCUAUUUUGAUUGAUAAAUCUAAAGCUGACCAAAGAUCGUUCAAUCUACCAGAACAAACUGAGACAUCAAGUAGACUCUCAUUUGACGUUAGGAGUAAUCUCAGUAGUUCAAGAAGCCCAAGUGUCUCUAGUGUGGGAAAACGGGUACAUUAUCAUACUCCCAAAAAGAGAAUACAUUCAGGACGUAUUCUCAGAAAGGUCAUUGAGAACUCAGGUAACAGACGUGUAAGUGAAGGUCCCUAUGUUACAGUCAGUGACUAUGGUUAAAUGUAUUUAAUAUGUUUUUAAAAAAUAAAUGUUAUUUUACGUUCAUAAAUAUAAAAAUGUGUUAUAUAUUGCAAUUGUAGUAGAUGGUAAUAGCGCUAGAUGUGAACUUAGAGAAUACAUGCUAGAUUCUUGUUAACAUAGCGUGUUUAAUAAAGACAUUAUAAGGCAAGGCUACAAAAAUGAUUUUAUUUUCAUUUUUAUUUUCAUAAUUUAUUAUCCAUCAUUUAAAUGUUCACUGUAACGGGACAGCAAUAUAUUGUGCUAUUAAAAUUGCUCUGCUGAAUCCAUUCCAAGUUGCUUUUUUUCAAUUUUUUUCAAUGUCAAAUCAUUGUCCUGUAAAAUUUUGAAUAAUGGAUAAUAGUAAGUUAUAAGUAUGCUUCUGGUGCUUAAGACAAUUUGGUUUAACACAAUUAACAAUUUUGCCAGAUGCGUUCACUUCUAGAAUCAUUGCUUGAAGGCAGUUAUACAUG
This is a messenger RNA of Owenia fusiformis, 1537 nucleotides long. The record is from the annotation of a GenBank genome assembly. Lineage: Eukaryota; Metazoa; Annelida; Polychaeta; Sabellida; Oweniidae.